AAGGGGAGAGGAAGACAGAGACAGAGAGCGCGAGAGGAGAGGUCAUGGUAUGCCAUUAGGCUACUGAUUCCUGUAGUUUUUAAGGGUUUUUUUUGCUGGUGUCAGCAUAUAGUGCAGUCACUUUUUCCACACCCUCACUUGAAAAAGUGAAGAGAAGAGAAGAGAUCGGAGCCACUCGAAUGUAGAGAGCUCUUGGGUUUAUGUUUUGGUUGUUUUAACUUUCCCUGUACUGGUCUGGACAGUGUUUUCCUCUUCACCAUGGUGGGCAGGUGGAACCUCCUGAUCCUGGCUCUGUGGCUCUUCCUCAUCAAGGUCCUGUCAUCCUGUCCCAUUGGAUUUGACAAAAAGGGACAAAGAUGCGUUGAUUUUGAUGAAUGUGCUUCUGAUGAGAAUUAUCCUGGGCUAUGUGGAGAACAUGCACUCUGUUUCAACACAAACGGCAGCUUCUACUGCCAAUGUGCUGAUGGUUUCAGAUCAUCAACACGGACUGUGAAUUUUUCAUCUGAAACAUCUGCAACAUGCAGAGAUAUCAAUGAGUGUUUGGAAGACAAAGACAUCUGUGGACCCAAUGCCAUCUGUUCUAACACAAGUCCAUAUUAUAACUGCACUUGUCUUGAUGGAUUCAUCAGCACUUCUGGAGUGAAAAGGUUAAGUCAUGGUGGCAAUGUUACAUGUACAGACAUUGAUGAAUGUCAAGAGGAAAAGGUUUGUGGUCAGAAUGCAGCAUGCGUGAACACACAAGGCAGUUAUCAUUGCCUCUGCAAUGCUGGCUUUCUACUGAAAUCUGGUCAGGCUAACUUCUCUGGGAGUGAGGAGCAAUGUGAGGACAUUUGUACGAUUGAUAAGACAAUCUGUGGAAAUGGAACCUGCCACCGUGGAGCCAGCGGCCAUUACUGUGCAUGCCACACAGGGUUCACUAACUAUGGCAACAAUGGGUCUCGCUGCAGUGCUUUAAACUGUGAUGUUUUCAAAGAUAUGAGCAGUCUGACAGAGGAAUUGCACAUUGCACAUGAUCUCAUGGUGCAGCUGGAAAAGACUUGUCUGGAUCUUACAGAGAGUGAGAGUCCAACAGCCUUAUACCAGCAUUCUGCAGAGGACCUACUGAAGAAAUUGUUGUCUAUGAUUGAUGAGCUCUUGUCCAGUGGAACCCUCAGUGAUAAAAGGAAAGUCUCCUUCUUUCUGGACACAGUGGAGAAUGCUCUGAGGAUGAUAGGACCCUUCAUACAGACCCCAGGGACAAAGAUGCACUCCCUUCACACAGAGCUGGAGCUGCUGGUACAUAAGGGGACUGUCCUACCCCAGGGAGCUGCGACUCUAUCAUCUAAGCAAGCUCAACUGGACAUCCAAUUGGGGACAGCUGCAGGAGAUCCCUCCUAUUACCCUGGCUUCACAACGGUAUCCUUGCUGAGCUAUGCAAAGCUGGAAGAUGCUGAUGGGAUGAAACAGCAGGGGAACCAAAACUUAAAGAUCAACUCCAAAGUGGUGACUGUCACUGUCAGUAACAGAAACACAAGCCACCUCAAAGAGUCCAUUAAUCUGACUUUCUACCACCUGAAAAAGUCAAAUGAAACUGGCCAUUGUGUGUUCUGGGAUUCCUCAAAGGAAGGGGGGGCCUGGUCUUCUCAGGGCUGCAAUGUACUGAAGUCCAACCAUGAAUACACUGUGUGUUCCUGCACCCAUCUGAGCAGCUUUGCUGUGCUCAUGGCUCUCUAUGACAUGAAGCAGCACAAGUUUGAGUUGCAGCUGAUAUCCUGGGUGGGUCUGUCCCUUUCACUAGUUUGCCUGUUCAUCUGCAUCCUGACAUUCUCACUGAUCCGCUCCAUCCAAAGCCCAAGAACCACCAUCCACCUGCACCUUUGCAUCAGCCUCUUCAUUGCCAACCUUAUCUUCCUUGCAGGCAUCUCUCGCACAGAGAACCAGGUUGGCUGUGCCGUGGUUGCAGGGCUGCUGCAUUUCUUCUUCCUGGCAGCAUUUUGCUGGAUGUGCCUGGAGGGCAUCCAGCUCUUCAGGAUGGUAGUCCUGGUCUUUAACACCAACUUCAGGACUCUACACAUGAUGGCAGGUGGCUAUGGAGUCCCAGCUGUCAUUGUUGCUAUCUCUGCCUUAGCUAAUCCCAAGGGAUAUGGUACUGACAGACAUUGUUGGUUAAACCUGGAAUUCAUUUGGAGUUUCUUUGGCCCUGCCUGUUUCAUUAUCAUUGUAAACAUCUUCUUCUUUCUCAUCACCGUCUGGAAGUUGGCACAGAAGUUUUCAAGCUUAAACCCCGACCUGGACAGUUUGCAGAAAAUAAAGGCAUUCACUAUUACUGCAGUGGCUCAGCUGUGUGUGUUGGGCAUCAUGUGGAUCUUUGGAUGUUUCCAGUUUGAGGAGUCCACUAUAGCCAUGUCUUACCUGUUCACCAUCUUUGGCAGCCUUCAGGGGGUUAUGCUUUUCGUCAUGCACUGUCUGUUCUCUAAACAGGUUAGGGAAGAAUAUGGAAACUUCCUGUCCAGAUGCUGUGCACCUCAGAAGAAGAGCUACUCAGAGUUCGGCUACUCCCACUCCAGCAAGGCACAUGCAUCCAAAAGCACCCAGGACACGGGAGAGUCUCACAUCUGAAGAGCUAAAUCAUGACUUUCAAAGUCAGACUUAUUUCCUGAAGAUGGCCAUCACAGGCAUGCAGCCAACUGCACUCCUGUUUGUGGGCAAUGCACCAGUUUGCUUUACUGCAAAAUGCUGUAAAUUGUUUCUUUAAAUUUUGUAUUUUUAAGCUGCAGAAAUACAAUUGUUCAUUGUCAUAAUUUAAUACAAAUGAAGGAUUUCCUUUAAAAUGAGAAAAUUACAUUUUUCAGUGAGUUUUACAGUAAUACAGAUUAUUUUGUUGUCAGCUGAACAUCUUGACCUGCAAGCAAAGCUGUUGACUUCACUCAUGAUCAACAGCUUUGCUUUAAUCAUGCCAGUACUUGUUUUUAUUUGUCAAAUGGUAAAUCAUGAAACUCAUUUUUAAAAAAGAAAUCUUCAAACAUUUGAAUUUUUCAUAUGUGAAAUUUUUUUAAAAUGAUUUUGGACCAAAACAUCAAAAUGGUUGACCUGUUUUACCAGGUACAUCUAAUAUAGGUAGUUGUGUUGACCAGGUACUUUAUUCAACCAACAAAGAUAGUCUGAAGGAUAUUUUAAGAGGCAAGCACUUUCUUUUAUCCACAGUAUUAUGAAAAGACAAUUAUGAUACAGAGAUAGAGUUUAAAUGUAUACUUGGGUAUAUAUUGCUGGGUAAUUCAAUAUGUAUUCAUAUCUGACUGCAUUCCUGCAUUGUUAUCUAAAUAUUUGAGAAGUUUUUUUUCUAAGCUCAAAUAGCUUUAAAAACUUGAAUUUUAAAAAAUAAGCUUAUUAUUAUUAUUAUUAUUGUUGUUGUUGUUGUUGUUGUUGAAUUUUAGCAGUGUUGUAGGCACUGGUUUUUCACACAUUGGGAUUUUUUUUAUUGAUGCUGUUUGGUCAAAAUACAUAUCUUUUAUAUUUAUAUUUUCUGUCUUUCAAAGCAUGAAUUAUCCGUGAUGUAUUACUUGUUUUUGUGUGUGUUUUAAUAUUUUUCAUGCCGCUCCUGAAAGCUUUAAACCAAAUAAAUAUUCUGAUGU
Toxotes jaculatrix (banded archerfish) is the source of this 3611-nucleotide messenger RNA. Its product is annotated as adhesion G protein-coupled receptor E2. Gene Ontology annotation, cellular component: membrane. The transcript is spliced from 19 exons. Lineage: Eukaryota; Metazoa; Chordata; Actinopteri; Toxotidae. The record is from RefSeq and is a predicted model, not a curated record. Bases 259 to 2598 code for a protein of 779 amino acids. Gene Ontology annotation, molecular function: G protein-coupled receptor activity; calcium ion binding. Gene Ontology annotation, biological process: adenylate cyclase-activating G protein-coupled receptor signaling pathway; cell surface receptor signaling pathway.